Dalotia coriaria is the source of this 3371-nucleotide messenger RNA. RefSeq lists its product as uncharacterized. Gene Ontology annotation, cellular component: plasma membrane. Gene Ontology annotation, biological process: transmembrane transport. Gene Ontology annotation, molecular function: ATP binding; ATP hydrolysis activity; ABC-type transporter activity. The record is from RefSeq and is a predicted model, not a curated record. Lineage: Eukaryota; Metazoa; Arthropoda; Insecta; Coleoptera; Staphylinidae.
AAAGCAGGUUGGAAGUCUGGAUGGUGCGAUGGUAGUCUGUGCAUACCGUACACGUACAAUUUUUUCCAACCUGCUCACUAGUGUCCAGACUAGUGUGCGAGCAAGCGCCUGCGUGCGGCUGUGUGACGUGUACAUCGAGUUCAAAGCGCUUCUUUGUGCGGCUCUUGCUCGCGACCAGUUGACUCUCGUGUUGGGCGAGUAACGCAUUCGUGGUGGUAACCAGAGUAAAACCAUACCGUCAAGAGUUCACGCGUUAAAUGUCUACGUUUAACCACAACAUCUAGUUCCAUAAAUUUGAUUUGUGUAUUGUGAUACUUGCCAUGGAUCUCUUAUCAUCGAAAUGCCGCGUCGGUUUAUUGAAGUUUAUCUAAAACCGGAUAUUUUUACACGCGUAAAUAACAAGUGCAAAGGAUUGGGAUUACAUUAAAAGACUCUCAAAAUCUUGGGCGCACGACAAAUGUUAUAAAUGGUACGAAGUAGAACGCCGUCGCACGGCGGCUCGCAGGGAUUUGAAAUGGAGCGCAAAUAUUCCGUACCAUCAAAUCCCGAGUCGCGUGCAUUUUCGGGUACCGCAAGCGAGGAUCUGCACGCAUGGUCUAUCUACCGACAAAAUUUGAAUUCUGACUUCACGGACAGUGCGUUGGGAUCAACUGAUAAGAGUCCACUACCUUAUGGUAACUUUCAGCUGCGUGAUACUACAGUGCAAUCGAUUUUAUCACAUCCACGAUAUGGACCAAAGUCAACAUUGGGAUCAAAUAUGUACACAUAUUUAAAGUUUGGUUUACCACGUGUUUUCCCACCGAAUCAAAAUGGCUCCAAUCAUUCGGGUACCCCGCAGAAUUUCCACAGAAGCACAUCAGGAAGGCCAAAAGGAAGAGAUGCAAAGAGCGGAGGUCGCGGUCUCAGGGAUGGCAGCUCCGGAUACGAUAGCUCCGACAAUGAAACGCAUAAUGUCAACCAAUACAAUAAGAAUCAUCGAAAAUACCGAUCGGAUCCGGACUUCCGGAUGCAGAACAUUAUCUAUCAACAACAACAGCAGCAAGCGCUUGGGGCCCCGACCAGUGCCCCGUUGGCAGCGCUACAGCAAGGCGGUUUACGAUCGGGCAAGUGGUCGCGCAACAAGAGCAUCUCCGAGGCCAACCUGCUCAACGGCGACUACUCACCAUCAAAGCUCACGCUCAGAGACACACGACGAAAUAGUGUCGCGGACUUUGCAUAUCAUCAGCAUGUCGAGAGUGGAAUGCGACCGCUAUCCAAAGCGGAAAGUCAUCUAUCGCUAGCAACGGCCGCGGUACAGCACAGAUCAAUGGUACCCGGAGAGUACAUGGGUCACAACGAGGAUAUUAGACCGCCACACAUGUACCCGCAUCUUCAGGUGCACGGUCUGAGUGUUUUACCCAAGAGCAAAUCGGGCAUGAGAGGAAGACCACAUUUUCUGAUCAACAAUGUCUCAUUUGAAGCACGUGGCGGUGAAGUUUUAGCUAUAAUGGCUACCAGUGAAGCGGAAGGCACGGUAAUAUUGGAUGUGCUUGCUGGAAGGAAGAAUCAUACCGUUGGUGACAUUUUACUCAACGGACAAAUUGUCCGACGGUCAAUAUUACGGGAUUCUGUUUCAUAUGUUCAAAAUGAUACAAAUCUAGCUGAAGAUAUGACUAUUGUACAGACGCUCAAUUUUUAUUACGAUCUGAAGAGACCUACCAGUAAAUUGGAACAUUUGAAGAUUGAUACUAUUGAUAGAAUAAACGUACUUAUAGAAGAUUUGGGACUUGAGCAAGUGCGGAAUACAAAAGUUUCGUCUCUAACAUUAUCAGAGAAACAAAGACUUAAUGUAGCGUGUCAUUUGUUGCUUGAUACGGAUGUGGUGCUUCUGGACCAACCCACAAAGGGCAUGGAUAUUUUCGACACAUUCUUCUUAGUGGAAUAUUUAAGACAAUGGGCGAAUGGUGGUAGUGGGCACGCGCUUGGCAGAGUUGUAAUUCUCACAUUACAUCCGCCAACGUAUGAAAUUUUCACGAUGUUAUCUCGGAUACUUUUGAUAUCUGCCGGAAGGACUAUGUUUAGUGGACGGAGACGUGAUAUGUUGCCGUACUUUACAUUAGUGGAUUAUCCAUGUCCAGCUUAAAACCCAUCGGAUUAUUAUCUUGAUUUAGUCACACUUGACGAUUUGUCAGCGGAAGCGAUGCUGGAAUCAUCACAACGAAUCGAACAGUUAGCAGAACUAUUUCGACAAAAACAACAGCCAAUGUCGGAUCCUGGUCCACCAGCUGCACUACCCAUGACGAUCAAUCGAACAUCCGCUAUUUCAAAAGGGUUUACCCUUUUAAUGAAAUCGUUGAUUUAUACACAACCGAAUACUUUUAUCAAUUGGCUGGGUGCAGUUGUAUUAGCCGGAAGUUUAUCCGUCAUUAUGGGCGCUGUGUUUUGGGAUGUGCCCAACACAGAUCCCCAAUUAAAUCUCAAUGACAGACUGGGCUAUCAUUAUGCCACAAUGUCUUUUAUGUAUUUGCCCAUAAUGUUCCGGUUGGUGGUAAGUGAAGAACGGAAGAAUAGAAGAGUUAUCAAAAGAGACAUUGGAGAUGAACUUUAUGGACGAUUUACAUACAUUCUCGCAAAGUGUAUUGCUAAUUUGCUGCCAUCUUUGUUUAUAUGGCUUGUAUUUCUUGUUCCGGCGUAUUCCAUGUCAGGAUUACACUUUCAGAGCACUUCGAAUUACCAUGGGUUUUACAUAUAUUUAGGUUUAAUGCUGAUGUACUUUUGUUGCAUACAAAUUUUCAUCACGUUUCUUGCUUAUGUAAUACCUUGGGACGCGUUAAGUACAAUCUUGAGCGUCUUGUUCUUAGGAAGCUGCUCCUUUAUUUCCGGUUAUUUAUUGCACUACAAGCAUCUACCAUACCACUUUCACUGGCUUCAGUACGUUAAUCCAGAGGCAUGGCUGCUGCCUAAAUUGCUCCUACGUGAAUACUCGCCUGAGGCAAUCGCGAGCAGUUCGGCAACGACAUUAUGUCGCAAUAAACAGGUGCAGCAUCAAGACAUUAUUGUGCAACUACCGUGUCCACCGCCGAAUGGCACGCAAGUCUUGAGCUACUACGGAUAUUUAGACACGCAACAUAUUUUCAAUGUGUACGACAAUCAUAUCACCGCGUUGUUGAUCUUUUAUUGUGUAUGUUUUGUGCUCGUAUGCUUUGGCUAUAUUUUUAUUCGAAAAAGGCACAAAACAUAUGCGGCUAGACAAUAACAUUAAUUAAUGAAAAGGGGUUUUGUGCCAAAAUCAGUAUUUUCUAUCUGGAGCAACUCUAAGUUUUUUUUAAUAGUCAUAGAUUUCUGUACAAUAUUUUAAUUUUAAUAUUAAUAAAUUGAUAGUAUUUCUUAAA